GGGCAACGCCUCCCCCGCGCAGGCUCCGGGCCGGCGCGCGCCGCGGCAGCCGCCUUCCGCGCCUCCGGAGCCAUGGCCGCGGGCCGCAGGGGCUGGGACGGCGCCCGCGAGGACGACCUGCCCGUGUACCUGGCGCGGCCGGGCACCGCGGACCAGGUCCCGCGGCAGAAGUACGGCGGCAUGUUCUGCAACGUGGAGGGCGCCUUCGAGAGCAAGACGCUGGACUUCGACGCCCUGAGCGUGGGGCAGCGGGGCGCCAGGACGCCCCGGAGCAGCCAGGGCGGCGGCCGCGGCCCGGCGAGCCGAGCCGGGGCGGACGCGGACCCCCCGCGCAGGGGCCGCGGCCGGGAGGAGGGCGGGGAGCCCGCGCCCGCGCCGCCCGCGCCCGCCGGUGUGGAGAUCCGCAGCGCCGCGGGCAAGGAGGUGCUGCAGAACCUCGGCCCCAAGGACGAGAGUGACCGUCUUCUUAUCAAGGGAGGCAGAAUCGUCAACGAUGAUCAGUCCUUUUAUGCUGAUAUUUACAUGGAAGAUGGCUUGAUAAAGCAAAUUGGAGACAAUCUGAUUGUCCCUGGAGGCGUGAAGACCGUGGAGGCCAAUGGGAAGAUGGUGAUCCCUGGAGGCAUCGAUGUCCACACUCACUUCCAGAUGCCGUACAAGGGGAUGACCACAGUGGAUGACUUCUUCCAAGGGACAAAGGCUGCCUUAGCAGGGGGCACCACCAUGAUCAUUGACCACGUGGUGCCCGAGCCCGGGUCCAGCCUGACCGAGGCCUAUGAGAAGUGGCGCGAGUGGGCCGAUGGCAAGAGCUGCUGCGACUACGCUUUGCAUGUGGACGUCACCCACUGGAGCGACAGCGUCAAGCAGGAGGUGCAGGGCCUCAUCAAGGACAAAGGGGUCAACUCCUUCAUGGUGUACAUGGCCUAUAAGGAUUUGUAUCAAGUGUCCAACACAGAGCUCUACGAGAUCUUCACCUGCCUAGGAGAGCUGGGGGCCCUUGCUCAAGUCCACGCUGAGAAUGGGGACAUCAUCGCCCAGGAGCAAGCCCGGAUGUUGGAAAUGGGGAUAACGGGCCCAGAAGGCCACGUGCUGAGCAGACCCGAGGAGCUGGAAGCUGAGGCUGUGUUCCGUGCCAUCACCAUCGCCAGCCAGACCAACUGCCCGCUGUACGUCACGAAGGUCAUGAGCAAGAGUGCGGCCGACCUCAUCUCACAAGCCAGGAAAAAAGGAAACGUGGUCUUCGGCGAGCCCAUCACCGCCAGUCUCGGCACGGACGGGACCCAUUACUGGAGCAGGAACUGGGCCAAGGCGGCCGCGUUUGUGACGUCCCCCCCGCUGAGCCCCGACCCGACCACUCCCGACUACAUCAACUCCUUGCUGGCCAGCGGGGACCUGCAGCUCUCCGGGAGUGCCCACUGCACCUUCAGCACUGCCCAGAAAGCCAUCGGGAAGGACAACUUCACAGCCAUUCCUGAGGGCACCAACGGGGUGGAGGAGCGGAUGUCCGUCAUCUGGGACAAGGCUGUGGCCACAGGGAAAAUGGAUGAAAACCAGUUUGUGGCUGUGACAAGCACUAAUGCUGCCAAGAUCUUCAACCUGUAUCCCCGCAAGGGAAGAAUAUCUGUGGGUUCUGACAGCGACCUGGUGAUCUGGGACCCGGACGCCGUGAAGAUCAUCUCUGCCAAGAGCCACCAGUCGGCUGCAGAGUAUAACAUCUUUGAAGGGAUGGAGCUGCGUGGGGCCCCGCUGGUGGUCAUCUGCCAGGGCAAGAUCAUGCUGGAAGACGGCAACCUGCACGUGACCCAGGGGGCCGGCCGCUUCAUCCCCUGCAGCCCGUUCUCCGACCACGUCUACAAGCGCAUUAAAGCCCGGGGGAAGAUGGCGGACCUGCACGCGGUCCCGAGGGGCAUGUAUGACGGGCCAGUGUUUGACCUGACCACCACGCCCAAAGGGGGCACCCCCGCAGGCUCCACCCGGGGCUCCCCGACGCGGCCGAACCCCCCCGUGAGGAACCUCCAUCAGUCAGGAUUCAGCCUGUCGGGCACCCAGGUGGAUGAGGGGGUCCGCUCGGCCAGCAAGCGCAUCGUGGCGCCCCCCGGGGGCCGCUCCAACAUCACAUCCCUGAGCUAAGAAACCCCUUCCUAAAGGGGAGCAAGAAGAGAUGUCUGAAGCCAAAACGGUACCCCAACAUGUCAGAAGGAAGGAGGAUCCAGUGGCGACCUAAAGAGUCGAUAAGCCUGAAGCCUUAUGUUUCUCUGAUGUUACGCUCGCUUGCCUAGCUUUACGAAUAUCGCUUUGUUUUCUGUUUAUGCCUAGCCUUGAUUGGUUUGAUGCCCUCCCUUCAUCUACAUGCAUGCAGUCAGGCCCUGAAGGCACAGAGCCUGCUCUAUAGUGUUGAGAGCGUGUGUAGUGCUGCAUCUUAUGACACGGGGACAAACCUGGGAUGUCAGGAACAUGAACAAAAGGGACGCAGAUAUUUGGGGUGCACGGGUGGUGGGAAUCUGGAGCAAAGCAGAGGGCUCAGAGGGGCUGGGGUGGGGCGUGUGGAGGGAGGGGGGUGGGUGGGUGAGCAUUAGGGGUCUCGUGUAUUGUAUUGAUGACGCAUGUUUAUUUCCAUGGAAGAUGGCCGCUUGGGGCAGCUGUCACCUCCACACGGUCCCUUGGGGUCUGGAGCAGGCAGGCGGUCUUCAGGUUCCAGACGUUGUCAUGUCCCCUCCUACAUUUUAUUCCUUCGAACAUUUUAUUAAAACAUCAAAACCCAACCAUAACUUCCACCUGCUUGAUCGUGCUGGCAUUUGGUUGGGCCUCUUUCUCAGUGUUGCUUCCAGAUUCUUCUCUUUCCUGGGCUGGGCAGGAAGAGAGGAGAGAGGAAAGGGCACUUCUCUUCUCUUGCCCUACCUGCCUCUUUGGUGCUUUUACAAGGCAACAGCUGGGAGCACAGCACAGGCCCUGCGGGGAGGGGCAGCCGUGCUUACCUGACACCUGCCCCCAGCACGUGUUGGAGGUCGCCACUCAGCGCCCGUCCUUGUAAGGGGAGGGGAGUGGCAUGCCUCUGGCAUCCUGAGUUAGGACUGGAGCUGAGACAGACCCAAUGGAAGGGCUGCCCUUGCCGGCGGUGAGUGUUUGAUUCUCCAUUAUCUUGAGCUACAGGCACAUCUACGAUUGAAUAGGAUGUUUUGUUUUGAAAAUUUAUUUUCUUAGGUGUUCCCUACACUUUACUACUAACAGAUAAUCUCAGUUUAUAAAGGAGCCAAGCAGGGAUCUGGGAAAGCCAGUCUGGGGCCCUCAUUCUGCUCUUCGGUCCUAAACCAUCUGUUUCCCCUGCUGUUGGCAUGUCCUUUUGGGGGAACUUUUUGUUUCUGUGCUGAAAUCUCCCGGGGGGAGUGGGAGUGCCAGGCAGCCUUCCCAUGCCACAUAAAGGAUGUUAGCAUGGAGGGCUUGCACCUGUCUUGUCUGUCCGAACUGAACGUCCAUUUCAGAACGAGUUCUGUGAGCUCCAUGAGGAUCUGUGGACCCCAGAGGCCCACAAAGAGGAAAAAUAUGUCCAACCUGGGCUCAGACUUCUGUGCUUGGGGGCUCCAGCUGGUAGAACCCAUAACGCUGGGUCCUGGGUAUAUGUUAGAAAGAAAGAAGAAGCACAUGUCAGACACCUUUCCGGUGCUUAGGAGAAGCCGUUAUCUCUGGCUGCAGGUUUUUAGUAAGUUAAAGACCAGAGAAAAUGGAACACGUGGCUGAGAGGAAUUUGAAAAUAGCCAAAGGAAGAGGGUUUCCCCUAGCAAGCUAAUUUCUUUUUCUUACCAGGAAAACAAUUAUUUCUCAUAAUAAGGAUCUUGCUAUUUCAAGGGUUUUUCAUGGUGCCUUUGUUUUAGGGGAUAUUUAAGUGAAGGGGGGCGUGUAGUUCUGGAUUUGUGACUUGAGGACUUGGGGCCCUUAUCAGACCCCAAGCGUGUAUACCUCAUUGGUUGGACUGGACCGUAGGAUGUGUGUUGCAGUACCAGCCACAACCACCAGAUGGAGGAAAAGAUGCGUAAACAAACUUGUGGACGCCCCGCUGUUCCCUGGACCCCGAGUCUAUCUUGGCCCCCCACGUGAUCUCCCUAUGCUGUGAAAAUAAGUCUUUCAUGGCCAAAUUGGUCUUCUGCGCUAUACUUGGGGCUUUCUAAGUGAAGCCUUCAACCAGAACUUCAUAUUCUGUGCAUGCUUUCCACGCCCCUCAGUGCCUGCCGCAAGCAAGGGCAGGCAACAAGGUCUGAGAAAGACCCCCUUUCUUCACGUAUUAUUAGUAACUUUCCAAGCAUAGAAAUUUCUGAGACUGCCAAGAAAACUCCUGCUAUUCUGUUGAGUUGGUACUCGUUAAAAAUUAAUAUUCAAAUGUGUCUUGUUCCACGGGACACACGGAAUAUUCCGAUACGAAGGGUUUAGGAAGUGACCGUGCCGAUGAGUCGUUGCCCUCGGGGUUCACUGGCAUCUCACCCAGCUGUGGGAGGGCAGGCUGGACCUUCCGCCUCCCACCCAAGCUUUCUCUGGCCAUCUCCCCUCUCGGCCUGGCCCCUCUCUAAGGAUGCCCUGCCUGCCCCCGACCUUCUCACAUUGUUCCUAAACCCAGAUGGCAACCAACCAGGGUCCUCCCUGGGAAGGCCACCAUCGUGGGUGAUUGAGAAGGUGGCUAUGGAAUUGUUAAAUCAGCCGCCCCAGUAGAGAAAUUUCUGCCAAGUUUUCUAAAAGUGGCAGAGUAGUAGUCAUCCCCAAAGUGGGUUUUCUUCCAAGUCCAGCCAUCCUGUGUGGCCUUUGUCUUCAUGUGGACACCCAGAGAAUCAUGCUCUGCUCCAAAGGCCUCCGUUCUAAUCCUGCACUCCUGCUCACCCCGAGAAGCCCUUCCUAAAUGGGUGGAUGAGUCCCAACUCGUUCUUGCCACAAAGUUUCCAGGCCUCCCCCCCUGGAAAACUCCGGCUUGAGUCCCAGAUGUUACCCACGGGCUGUCCCGGGCAGCCAGCAUUCAUUGUAAGUUCCCUCUUUGGAAAACGGUGUGUGGGUGUUCAGUUCCGUGUCUGGUGAAUGUGGACAGACCGUAAACCUCCCUGUGACCUGUGGUAGCUGUGAGGCGGCUCUGGAAUGUGAAGGGCUGCUUGGUUUGAACCGUGAAGAAAACUGUGUUUUGAGUUUAGCUGAGAUUUAAAAAAAAAAAAAAAAAAAAAUUCAUCAAGUGACUGUUAAUGUAAACCUGGUUAUUAAAAUAAAUGCAAAAUCACAUUU
Molecule: messenger RNA, 5250 nt
Organism: Manis pentadactyla (Chinese pangolin)
Lineage: Eukaryota; Metazoa; Chordata; Mammalia; Pholidota; Manidae
Gene: DPYSL3
Product: dihydropyrimidinase like 3
Exons: 14
Coding region: 73-2127 (684 amino acids)
Biological process (GO): actin crosslink formation
Cellular component (GO): cytoplasm; cytosol
Molecular function (GO): hydrolase activity, acting on carbon-nitrogen (but not peptide) bonds, in cyclic amides
Source: RefSeq, a predicted model, not a curated record